GCCCAGCAAACUCAGACGGCGACACCCCCUGCCACACCAACUGAGGCUCACCAGUGGAGAUGUCGAUGAGUUCUCCAACGUGCUUCCAUCGGCGCGCCAUUGUCGUGCUCUUGUGCAUGGCGAUGGCAUGCCUAGGCGUGUCGAACGACACCAAAAUCGUGACGGUGUUCAACAACGGUGAGUCUGUCGGCGGGAUUCAAGUGCCCUUGACUUUCCGAGAUGUACCCACGGGCAAACACCUCGCCGAGUACCUGUCGACGCUCCUGGACGUGGAAGGAAUGUACACUGACGAGACGAAGACGUCAUCGAAGGCAGUGGCCGAUCGAGUAUAUACGUCCACGGGCAAGGCGGUCCACUCGUUCGACGAUAUCGUUCCCAACGAUUCGCUGUACAUUGUACCGACAGGGUUGCUGUUCGUGUGGCCAUUCAUUGAGUUUGGCCACCGCGUCGCUUUGCAGUCGUCGCAAUCGCCUACUGGAAAGCCCAUCAUCCUGGAAUCCUUCAACGACUCGCCGCGGGUGUUCCUCAUCCACGAUUUCUUCACAGACAAAGAAGCCGAUCGAUUGAUCGAACGCAUUUCCGAGAUCGAUGAUGAUGCAAAUAAGCUCAAGCGGUCCACGGUUGGCCACGACGACAAGGGAACUCAGUCGUCGGUCCGCACAAGUGAGAACGCAUUCGAUUCCACGUCGCCGGAAGCGAUUUCGCUCAUGAAGAGGUCCUUUGAUUUGCUCAACAUUGGCGAUUACCAAGAAUCGAUGGCGGACGGGCUCCAGUUGCUCCGAUACAAGCAAAAGCAAGCGUACAUACCACACAACGACUGGUUUGAACUGAACACAACACCUGACUUCAAUUGGGAACCCAAAGCGGGCGGGACCAACCGAUUUGCCACGGUGUUCCUGUACCUGUCAAACGUGACCCGGGGAGGGCAAACGGUGUUUCCGCUGGCCAACAUGCCGCCGGGGGUCACCCAUGCCACGCCUCCGACCGACGAAGAAAUGGAGUUGUUCGAAAAGGGGUCGUGGGAGUACAGAAUGGUCAAGCAAUGCUACUCAAAACUGGCGUCGUAUCCCCGCAAGACAGCGUCCGUGUUGUUUUACCAUCAAAAAGGGACUGGCGACAUGGAUGUUCGUGCUGAACAUGGUGGAUGCCCCGUACUUGAAGGCACGAAAUGGGCAGCGAAUUUGUGGGUAUGGAACCGCGACCGCAACGGCCCGGAAGGGUCUGCCUUGACAGUCGACUUUGUCAACACUCGCGACCAUCCUGUCGGAUUAUUUUGGUCCGAUAGCCACAUGACGGACCUCAAACCUGGACAAAAGAUCAACUAUAACUCGUUUGGCAAGCACACCUGGACAUUUCGUGAUGCCGACGGAAACGAUUUGUACACGCACACGCUCAACUAUAAGGAUGGCCCUGUACAAGUCAUCAAGAUCCCACCGACCACGAACAUCGACGAACUGUCCGCCCCUGCCGUGCCCGAUGAGUUGUAGUGGGGUUGCUGCUUUACAACCAUGUCUACAUGGCUUCGAUGGUUGCAUGCUCCCCAUUGCACAAGAUCUACCUUUUUCAAAAACGUUGUAUAUGCACACGUGAAAAGUCUAUCUGUCGAGGAGGCCGCGCGAUGAAUCCUCGGCAAGACGUAGGGCGUCGUACAAUGACAGGAUAUAGCAAAUCGUGCACGAUCUUUGGUAAUGUGCGCAGCCCAACUCUGGCAUUCGCCGUCAGGUGCUGCCAUCGACGCGACUGCUUGCUCUCAGUCGUCACCCGCAUCAACGUCAUCAAGAAAUGCAUUGUUGAGCGUAAUGACGAUCGAUAGCUUAGUGUAUUCUUAUAUUUAAUCGAGCUACGAUGGCCCGCUCUAUCGCGCA
This is a messenger RNA of Aphanomyces invadans, 1865 nucleotides long. RefSeq lists its product as hypothetical. The transcript is spliced from 9 exons. Gene Ontology annotation, biological process: peptidyl-proline hydroxylation to 4-hydroxy-L-proline; intracellular signal transduction. The record is from RefSeq and is a predicted model, not a curated record. Gene Ontology annotation, molecular function: L-ascorbic acid binding; iron ion binding; procollagen-proline 4-dioxygenase activity. NCBI's taxonomy places the organism in Eukaryota, Oomycota, Saprolegniomycetes, Saprolegniales, Verrucalvaceae. The coding region runs from base 60 to 1487 and encodes 475 amino acids. Gene Ontology annotation, cellular component: endoplasmic reticulum.